UCCUCGUGCACAUCAUUCAACGUUCCGAAAAGCUCAAGCUUCGGUUGCUCGCAUGAUAUCUCUGCACGGUCUCGUCUAGAUCGUGUCCCUUACUAGACAUAAUGCGUCAAUUUCUGCAACGCUUCCUGACCUUCCGCACUCCCACAGACAUUGAAAGCAAACAGGUGGUUUCCAACGAACAGAAGCAGCACUGGCCUGUGACCAUGGCUGAGAUGCUACCUCUACUGAUCGUGCUCGGCUGCUUGAGCGUAGCAUUAUACUUUGUCCUAGCACCACGAAGAGUGGUUCCUGUUCAGCCACCGGUGAUCACGAUGAUCCGGCCAGAAGGACAGGUGACUGGCCGGAAUGAAUUAUCGGGUGGCGGCCUCCUGGUCGGUCAUGCGGAAGAAGGGGCAGGUAUGAUACCCUCUAGUAGCCUCCCGCGAGACGAAGACGUGGCUUCGACAAGUGACACUGAACCUGUCGUCAUAACACCGCGCGGCAAUCACACGGUGGUUCGUAACAAGGACCAGCGCUGUGGCGUGAAGGCACACUUCACCCGGUGCUCGAGCGACAAUCAAAUGGACAAGUUCUUCUUCCAAGCGGACGAGCACAGCUGCGUGUCGUUAACGGCGGUUCCACCGCCGCCUUGCCUGGUGGGCUCCAACCGUUUCCGUUCAAUGCACGACUGCAAAAAAGCUUGCAAUGACCAGCCCGUGCCGCAAGAGAAGUGCUCGUUCCCGGCCGAGUUCCACACCUGUACUCCGAGUGACAUCUCCCGGAACUGGUACUUCGUCCGCAACGGGACUUGCGUGGCUUGGCACUUCCGUGGAGGUAACUGCGUCUCCCCCCGACUUCCCCUGUUCCGCAGCGAGGAAGACUGCCGUACCUUGUGUCUGGGAGGACGGGCGAGCGAGCGGCGCCCCGCUUGCUCAGAUUCCCCAGUUGAGCACGUCUGCUCGCCGCUUCAUAUGCGGUUCCCGGUGUACUCAGUGAGCAGGGGUCACCACAAGAUUUCGUGCGUCACUGUGGACACAGCUGAACCGCGGUGCCUGAGCGGGACUAAUCGUUUCCGCAGCAAGCGAGAGUGUGAGCAAGCCUGUCUCCAGUGAACAGGCUUUUUCGUUAUGUAGCAUAUUGUGGUAAACUGUAAUCGUUAGUAAACUAAGCCAUUUUUCGAGCAGUGUGCCCUUCUCCUGUACUGUGAAUAAAACAGUUGGAAUGAAAUAGCGAA
Ornithodoros turicata is the source of this 1213-nucleotide messenger RNA. Its product is annotated as papilin-like. The record is from RefSeq and is a predicted model, not a curated record. The coding region runs from base 102 to 1091 and encodes 329 amino acids. Gene Ontology annotation, molecular function: serine-type endopeptidase inhibitor activity. The transcript is spliced from 4 exons. NCBI's taxonomy places the organism in Eukaryota, Metazoa, Arthropoda, Arachnida, Ixodida, Argasidae.